This is a messenger RNA of Phoenix dactylifera (date palm), 2709 nucleotides long. RefSeq lists its product as uncharacterized. Gene Ontology annotation, molecular function: ATP binding; protein serine/threonine kinase activity. Gene Ontology annotation, biological process: peptidyl-serine phosphorylation; peptidyl-threonine phosphorylation. Lineage: Eukaryota; Viridiplantae; Streptophyta; Magnoliopsida; Arecales; Arecaceae. The record is from RefSeq and is a predicted model, not a curated record.
CUUCCAACCCCCCCUUCCUCCCCCCCCCUCUUUCAAAUCAUGCGGCCCCGAUGGGAUCCCGUCCUCCGCUCCGUAAUCCUCCAUCUCCCUCCUUUUGAGUCGCUCCGCCCAUGGCCUCCCCGAGCGUGCAGGACAUCAUGGAGUUCUUGACGGCGCAUGGCUUCGCCAGCGCCGCCGCCGCCCUUCGCGACGACAUCAACUCCCGCUCCGCCGCGGGCGACGCCGACUCCGUCGGCCUCGACCUCCUCCGGCCGCUCAGGAUCAAUCCCUGCAGUGGCGAUGGCGACGGCGGCGGCGGCCUUCCGGUGAGCUCCGCCUCCAGCUCCCGCUCCACCGACGCCUUCGUCAGCCCCGGCUCGUCCCCCUCCGAACUAUUGAAUCCUUAUGGAAUUUGGUCGCCGGCUGGGGCUAAAUCAUCUGACUCGUCGUUGGAGAGGGAAUUUGGGACUGCGCGAGAGUAUGAUGAGUCGAAUUUGUUCGAUGUCCCCUUCUGGGAUGAUGAUCGGUACGAGGGCUAUCUCAAUGAUCCGUACAUUGUAAAGAUGAGCCCGAGCCCUGGUGGAUGCCAGACCGAGGAUAAGUUUAUAAUGUCUAUGGAUGCUGAGGAGAGACUUGGGAAGCAAGAAAUAUUUGAUUUUUGUGCUGGAGAUGAGCAUGGAGAUGGUGUUGGUGCUAGCUGUUUGGGUUGUUCUGAGAUUUAUAAAUGUUCUUCUCCUCUAUGCGAUUGUUGCAGUGAAUUGAGGGAGCGGUAUGACGUGAACGUUGUUGGAAAUUCGAGUUUGACAAUACAUGGAAGGUACCAGAUAUUUGAUGACUAUGCAGAGAGACUGGAUGAAUGUGGGGAAGAAGAUGGGCUUCAGUUGAAGUGCGUUGAUAUGAGGCCAGAGGAUGUUGUUUUGGAAGGUGAUUUGCUUCAAGAUGUCAAUGAAGUACAGAAGAAGAAAAUUUUGGAGUUUGGGUUAGUGGAGAAGGAAUCUCAUAUGUGUAACUCAUAUGCAGGUGCCACGAGUAAUCUCACAAAUGAUGAUUCUGUAUAUGAGAGAAAAAGUAGUGGGGAUUCAAACAACUGUGGUGGAGUGAUUAUUGUAAACACUAUAGAUGAUAAGGAGGUGCAAAAAAGAGACUACUGCAUACAACCUUUUCCUGAGAGAGCUUCUCAAGAUGUAGAUGAUGCCUAUGAAGAGUGUGAAACACUUGAUAGGGCACUUGAGGGUUCUGGAGCUGUGGACAUUGAAGGAGAGGACGACAUUACCAGUAAUGAACUUCAGCUGUAUAAUUGUGAUGAGGAUGAAUAUGAAGCAUUUGAGUUGAGAAUCAUACAUCGGAAAAAGAGGACUGGCUUUGAAGAAAACAAAGAUCUGCCAAUUGUUUUGAACUCUGCUAUAGCAGGCAGAUAUUAUGUUACUGAAUAUCUUGGUUCAGCUGCAUUCAGCAAGGUUGUCGAGGCACGCGAUCUUUAUAUGGGAAUUGAUGUGUGCCUUAAAAUAAUAAAAAAUGAUAAGGAUUUCUUUGAUCAGAGUUUGGAUGAGAUCAAACUCCUCAAAUUAGCGAAUAAACAUGACCCUGCUGAUGAGCACCAUAUAUUGCGUCUCUACGACUUCUUCUAUCAUCAGGAACAUCUUUUCAUUGUUACUGAACUACUUCGAGCAAAUCUGUACGAAUUUCAGAAAUAUAAUCAGGAAACUGGUGGGGAGGUGUAUUUCACAUUGUCCAAGAUACAGGAUAUAGCUCGACAAUGUUUAGAGGCUUUGGAGUACCUGCAUCAUUUGAGAAUAAUUCAUUGUGAUCUAAAGCCUGAGAAUAUCCUUAUUAAAAGCUACAACAGAUGUGAAAUUAAGGUUAUUGAUCUUGGAAGCAGUUGCUUUCAGAUGGACAACUUGUGCCUGCAUAUCCAAUCUCGUUCUUAUAGAGCUCCUGAAACUAUUCUCGGUCUACCUUUUAAUGAGAAGAUUGAUGUUUGGUCUCUUGGUUGCAUCCUAGCUGAGCUUUACACUGGUGAUGUGCUCUUUCCAAAUGUUUCAGCAGUCAUGAUGCUGGCUCGCAUGAUUGGGAUUCUUGGUCCAAUUGACAUGGAGAUGCUUGUAAUGGGCCAGGAAACCCACAAAUACUUCACAGAUAACUUUGAUCUUUAUCACAGAAAUGAGGAAACAGAUCAGAUAGAGCAUGUGAUACCUGAGAAGUCAUCAUUGGCACAUCAUUUGCAAGUUUCUGAUACAAAAUUUCUCGAUUUCCUUUCAUGUUUGCUCGAAAUAAAUCCUAGGAGGCGGCCCACAGCAAGACAAGCGUUAUUACAUCCAUGGCUUUCCUUUCCAUAUGAGUAAAUCUCCAUCCAAAGUUUCACUGAUGCCCCUUAUAAAAGGCCAGUGCCAUACCACCUUGUUUCAAUACCUGCUAUUGCUUUUGCUAAGCAAAGGCAUUUUCACCAUCUACAGGUUCAAUGUUCUGUUGUAUGUUUGUCCGGAAUUUCUGCAUCCCAAGUGUAUUGAGUGAGUAUCCUGAAAACAACAAAGAGAAAGUUAUACCAAGUGAAUCGAGUCAUACAUGUAACUAUGCAUGUAAAUAUCUAACAUACAUGUUCUGUAUAUAUUUUAUGGUUCUUUCCGAACGUUUGGCCCUGAGUUCCAGUUCCAUGCUUGCAACUCCCGGAGCUGGAAAUGCUAUUAAGUUCUAAGCAGCUUUUAUUUAGCUAGUAAGUUGAUUUCUAAGCCA